AUGCUCCCUGGAGGAGGAGGAACCAAGGCCCAGGACCCGCAUUUGGACAUGCAGCUGACGGGCAAGGUGGUGCUGUCCACUGUCGCCCUGCUCCUGCUGACGGUUGCCUAUAGGCUAUACAAAUCCCGGCCGGCCCUGGCCCCGCUGUGGGAUAGGAACACCAAGGCUGAAGCCGAGGAGGAGGCAGAGGGCUCCGGGCAGCCUGCCAUCCCAGGGGCUGCCCCCGGGGCGCCACACUGGGGUCCGAGACGCCGGAGGGGAAGCAAGGGGGCCGGAGCCCCGCUGGACUGCAGCUGGGAGAGUCCGAGGGGCUCCCGAGUCCUGGAAACAGAAGCCUCUUCCAGGGACUCAGAAGCCAGAGAGACUCAGAAGCCGGAGAGGAAGGGCGCUGGGGAGGAGGCGAGUGGGCAGCGCCUGGGCUCGGACCUGGCACCUCCCCGCGGCAGUGACCAGGAGGCUGGAACGGCUGUUGGCGGUAAGCCCCAGCUGCCCCAACCCCCCGACUUGGGCAGUGAACCCGAAAGCUCUGCAGCCGGCCUUGCAGCGGCAGACGGCAGCGGGGUGGGUGGGGAAUCUGCUCCAUGGCAGGAUGGCAGACCCCCCGAGCAGCCAGGGGCCAGGCAGCAGGAAGCCCCCCACCAGUGCUGGAUGGUCCAUUCGGAAGGCAGCAGUGACAUGAACAAGAGCUGGGUCUUCACCCAAGUGACAGGUGUGCGCAAGGAAGAGGCUGGGGCCCUCCAGGCUGCCUCGGACAUGGGCCUGGCCCUGUGUCAGCAGGAGGGGGCCGUCACCGCCUCCUAUACCUUCUCAUCUGUGGCCCGGGUUCGAGUGGAGGAGAAUUUCAUAUGGAAGGUGGAGGGGACCAGGCCCAGGCUGAAGGGCAAGGUGUACGAUUAUUAUGUGGAGUCCACCUCCCAGGCCACGUCCAGAGGCAGGCUGGCUCCUGGGACAGCAGCCCUGGCCGAGGCUCCGCCCCCUCUGCCACUGCCAGGGCCCCCCGGAGCAGGGGCAGCCUCAGAAGGCCCCUCUGGUGACACAGACGGGAGAGCUGACGCAGCUGCCUCCUCCCAGCCAGCACUGUCGCCCCCUACGCGGGGCCUCAGCAGGAAGGAGAGCCUCCUUCAGAUCUCGGAGCACGCGGAGCUUCAGCUGCCGCUCAACGGCUUCGGGGCCCCCACUCCAUCCUGCCUAGACCAGAGCGCUCUGCCCGGCGGCCCCAUAUCCCAGGAUUCUCUCAGGUCCAGCUCCUCUAGAAGCAGCCAGGAGUCCCACGUGCAGCUCGUGGCCGGAACCAAUUUCUUCCACCUGCCAAUCGCCCCCGGUUCAGCCCCAGACGUCCACCUGCAUCUGGGUAAUUGCUACGAGGUGCUGACCUUGGCCAAGAGGCAGAAGCUGGAGACCCUCAAGGAGGCAGCCUACAAGGUGAUGAGCGACAACUACCUCCAGGUCCUGCGUAGCCCAGACAUCUACGGGCGCCUGAGUGGGGCAGAGCGGGACCUGAUCCUCCAGCGACGGCUCCAGGGCCGCAAGCACCUGGUGGUGGCCGACGUGUGCCCCCUGGAAGACUCUGGCCGCCUCUGUUGCUAUGACGAUGAGCAGGACGUCUGGCACGUGCUGGCCCGUCUGCCCCCCGAGGCUGUGUCCUGGGGCUGUGCCAUCUGCAGUCUCUUUAAUUAUCUCUUCGUGGUGUCCGGUUGCCAGGGGCCCGGGCACCAGCCAUCCAAUCGCGUCUUUUGCUACAAUCCGCUGACUGGGAUCUGGAGUGAGGUGUGCCCGCUAAACCAGGCCCGGCCACACUGCCGGCUGGUGGCCCUGGACGGGCACCUGUAUGCCAUUGGGGGCGAGUGUCUGAACACGGUCGAGUGCUACAACCCUCUCCUGGAUCGCUGGACCUUUGCCCCGCCUCUCCCCAACGACACCUUCGCCCUGGCGCACACGGCCACGGCGUGUGCCGGUGACAUCUUCGUCACGGGUGGCACGCUGCGCUACCUGUUGCUCCGCUUCUCAGCCCAGCAGCAGCGCUGGCGGGCCGGCCCCACGGCGGGCAGCAAGGACCGCACGGCCGAGAUGGUGGCGGUCAACGGCUUUCUCUAUCGCUUUGACCUCAACCGCAGCCUGGGCAUCGGCGUGUACCGCUGCAAUGCCAGCACACGCCUCUGGUACGAGUGCGCCACGUACCGGACCCCCUACCCCGACGCCUUCCAGUGCGCCGUGGUGGACGACCUCGUCUACUGCGUGGGGCGCCAGCGCACCCUCCGCUUCCUGGCCGACUACAUCUCACCCAGGUUCAUGCCUAAGGAGCUGCGCAGCCUCCCCUCCCCGCGGGGCACCCUUCUGCCCGCCGUCCUGACGCUGCCCAGCCCCGAUGUGCCUCAGACCAGAGUCUAG
Equus caballus (horse) is the source of this 2388-nucleotide messenger RNA. It is a transcript of the gene KLHDC7A, whose product is annotated as kelch domain containing 7A. Gene Ontology annotation, molecular function: protein binding. The record is from RefSeq and is marked inferred. NCBI's taxonomy places the organism in Eukaryota, Metazoa, Chordata, Mammalia, Perissodactyla, Equidae.